AUUUUGGGGGUCCUAGCCUGGAUUUUGGGGUCCCAGCCUGGAUUUUGGGUGUUCAAGACUGGAUUUUUGGGUCCAAGACUGGAUUUUUAGGGUCCUAGCCUGGAUUUUGGGGGUCCCAGCCUGGAUUUUGGGGUCCAAGACUGGAUUUUGGGGUCCAAGACUGGAUUUUGGGGGUCCCACCCACCGAGAUGGCGCCGGGGUCGACACCGAGCUUCUUCCUCCUCCUCGUGGCCCGAGCCUGGGCGCAGGAAGCCGCACCCCUGGAGGUGACGGGCGCCGUGGGGGGCGCGGCGUUCCUGAGCCCCCGCGGGCCCCAAAAUCCCUCGGAUUAUUCCCAAAUCCACUGGCGCUGGGAGAACCGGGUGAGAAUCGCCGGCUGGAAACGGGGGGAGGAGCCCGGGUACCCCCAGAGCCGCUUCUGGGGGCGUCUGGAGCUCCUGGGCAACCACACCCUAAAACUGGGCCACCUGAGGCGCGGGGACAGCGGCGAGUUCCAGCUGUACCGGGAGGAUGACGCGGGCAAGGAGAGCGUGGAGGAGUUCCUGCUGAAGGUCUACGACCUGGUCCCCAAGCCCCACGUGACGGCCACCCCCGCCGGCGACCCCGGUCAGUGCAAGGUCACCCUGAGGUGCUCCGUGGACCUCCAGGGGGUCACCUACGAGUGGAUCCCACCCCAGAGGCUCCUGGUGGAGGACGGCCCCGUCCUGAGCGUCUCCUUCAGCCCCGAGGGGGAAACCUUCACCUGCAAGGUCAGCAACGCCGUGUCCUCCAACAACGCCUCGCUGACCUUCCGGCAGCCCUGCGGCUGGACAGAUGGAUCCUCAUCCCUCACCUGCGCCACGCCCAGCCUGGGAAACCUCCUCCUCCUCCUCCUCCUCUUCCUCCUCCUGGCUUGAGGACACCGGGGAGAAGAUCCCCAAAAAAUCCUCCGGAGUGGCCGGCAUCGCCCGAUUCCUGGUUAAUUCGGAAAUCCUCAUCCCAAAAUCCACGCCCAGACCCCGCUCCGAGCCUUUCCCGGCUUUUCCCGGAAUUUUGGGGGGUCCUCCUUGGGUUUUUGGGAGGCGGCGCCUUUGGUUUUCCCCGCGAGGGAGGGUUUGGGGUCGGUCUCUGCUUUCCCGAGUGUUUGUUUGAACAUUAA
Molecule: messenger RNA, 1138 nt
Organism: Pseudopodoces humilis (Tibetan ground-tit)
Lineage: Eukaryota; Metazoa; Chordata; Aves; Passeriformes; Paridae
Product: SLAM family member 8
Biological process (GO): T cell activation
Cellular component (GO): membrane; external side of plasma membrane
Source: RefSeq, a predicted model, not a curated record